AUGGACAAGAAAAUCACGUUCCGAUGGUACUUUGGAGGACUGGCUUCUGCUGGAGCCACUUGUCUGACCCAUCCACUGGAUCUGAUCAAGGUCCAUCUUCAGACUCAGCACAAAGCGAAUAUUGGCUUUGCUGGCAUGGCAGUGAGAGUGAUUAGCGUCAGUGGCUUUAUGGCACUUUAUAGUGGGAUCUCUGCCUCCCUCUGUAGACAGCUGACCUAUUCUGUGACUCGCUUUGCCAUUUAUCACUCACUGAAGGACCAUAUGACACGUGGCCAGAAGAUUCACCUACCCUUCUAUCAGAAGGUAUAUAUGGCAGCCCUUGGAGGUUCCAUUGGAGGGUUUGUGGGGAGCCCAGCAGAAAUGGUGAAUGUUAGGAUGCAGAAUGAUGUGAAGAUGCCACUGCACCUGAGGAGGAACUAUUCUCAUGUGCUGGACGGGAUGACUCGUAUAAUUCGGGAAGAGGGGUUUUCUACGUUAUUCUCUGGGGCUACCCUGUCAUCAGGUCGAGGGGCUUUGAUGACGGUGGGACAGGCAUCCUGCUAUGAUCAAAUCAAGCAACUGGUGCUCUCUUCGAAUAGCUCCUCAGACAGUCUCAGCACCCAUGUUAUGGCCAGUUUCAUUGCUGGUUUAUGUGCCACCUUGCUAUGUCAACCCUUGGAUGUACUCAAGACUCGAAUGAUGAAUGCCCAGGAUUAUGAUGGUAUCAUUCAUUGUGCAUCAGAGACAGCCAAAUUGGGACCUCUGGCUUUUUACAAGGGUACAUUCCCUGCUGCUAUCCGCCUGAUACCACAUACCAUUCUAACCUUUGUCUUCUUGGAGCAACUUCGAUUAAACUUCGGAAUCCCAGUGAAAAGUGACUUGGGUCAAGAUUGAGGUCCAGAAGAGCCUUUGGACCUAAGUCUGCUGAAGAUGUCCAUCAAAAAAACCAAGAGUGGCCCCCAGAUACCUCUGACUUUGCCAUUUCAGGAUAAAAAGAAGCUCAUUGACCUGGCAUGAUUUCCCACGCCUUGGCUUGUGCACUUCAUUGGUGUACAAGUACACUUAUAGCCUCUUAGGGGAAUCUAUGGUGUCCAUUGAUCCUUCUCUUCCCCCCCCCCCACCUACUUACCUUAGUGCAACACUCUACCCAGGUGGGCCUUUUUUCUUUGUGGCCUUUGUAGCCUUGGUUCCUUGUAACCUGCAGUGGCUGUGCUGCAGAGAGCAAUAU
Molecule: messenger RNA, 1207 nt
Organism: Dromiciops gliroides (monito del monte)
Lineage: Eukaryota; Metazoa; Chordata; Mammalia; Microbiotheria; Microbiotheriidae
Product: mitochondrial dicarboxylate carrier-like
Exons: 11
Coding region: 1-873 (290 amino acids)
Biological process (GO): succinate transmembrane transport; malate transmembrane transport; oxaloacetate transport
Molecular function (GO): sulfate transmembrane transporter activity; malate transmembrane transporter activity; oxaloacetate transmembrane transporter activity
Source: RefSeq, a predicted model, not a curated record